CAUCACAAAUUAUUAUGUAGUAGUACUAUAUAAUAUAUCCUUCUCUCAAAAUUAUUGAACAAUAAUAACUUUCCCAUGGAGAUCGAAAUCCCAUCAUUUCCAGUUGUUCUUUUCUAUUCAUUCAUCUUCUUCUUGUUAUUAAUGGCAAUAAAUGUAAUAAUAAUAAGAAAAACUAUUCAAUCUUCAAACCUCCCACCAGGACCAAAGGCACUACCCAUAGUGGGAAACAUUCACCACCUUAUUGGCUCUUCAUUAAUCCAUCACACACUCAGAGAUUUAGCCAAGAAAUAUGGACCCUUGAUGCACUUAAAAAUUGGUGAAGUUCCAACCAUAGUAAUCUCAUCACCAGAAUAUGCCAAACAAGUCAUGAAAGUCCAUGAUGUUGUUUUUGCAUCAAGACCCUCAAUUCUUUUUUCGAAAAUCAUGUUAUAUGAUGGUGCUGGUCUUUCUUUUGCUCCAUAUGGUGAGCAUUCGAGACAAGUUAGGAAGAUUUUCAUGCAAGAGCUUUUGAGUACAGCAAGAGUUGAGUCUUUUAGAUUUAUUAGAGAAGAAGAAAUGUUCAACUUCAUGGAAUCGAUUUCAUCGAAUGUUGGCCGUGUUAUUAGUCUAAGGGAGAAGCUCAACAUGUUGAUGUACAACAUUAUUUCGCGUGCGGCCUGUGGUAGGACAAGGAUUCACAACCAAGAGUUUGUGCCUGUGUUGAAGGAAGCUAUUGAGGUAUCAUUAGGGUUUGAACUUGCUGAUUUGUUUCCUUCUUUUAAGUUAUUUUAUCACAUGAGUCGUUCUAAACCUAAACUCGAGAGGCUUAGAGAAAGGGCGGCAAGAAUAUUUGAAGAGAUCAUCCAUGAGCACAAGAAGAAAAAGCCAGAAGAGAAGGGUGAUGAAGACUUGGUUGAUGUUCUUCUUAAGUAUCAUGAAAAUGAUGGCCAUGGAUUUUCUUUGACAAGUGAAGAUCUUUAUGCAAUAAUCUUUGAAAUAUUUGCUGGUGGAAUUGAGACUUCAUCAACAUCAGUAGAAUGGACUAUGUCAGAAUUGAUGAAGAAUCCAAAGAUAAUGAAAAAGGCACAAGAUGAGGUUAGAGAAGUCUUUCACAGAAAAGAGUUGGGAAAUGAGAGAGCACUCGAUGAGAUGAAAUACUUAAAAUCAGUUAUCAAAGAAUCCAUGAGACUUCAUCCUACUCUACCAUUAUUAUUGCCAAGACAAAAUCAAGAGAAGUGUGUGAUUAAUGGUUAUGAGAUACCUGCUAAAACCAACACACUAGUUAAUGCAUGGGUAAUUGGAAGAGAUCCUACGUAUUGGCCUCAACCUGAGAUUUUUAAACCCGAAAGGUUCUUAGAUGAUAACAAUUCUAACAACUUCGAAUAUCUCCCGUUUGGUGGUGGAAGGAGAAUGUGUGUUGGUAUGUCUUUUGGGCUCCUCAAUGUUGAGCUUUCUCUAGCAUUGUUGCUAUAUCACUUUGAUUGGAUACUUCCUAAUGGAUUGAAACAUGAAGAUUUAGACAUGAGUGAGUCUUUUGGUGCAACCCUUCAAAGAAAAAAUGUUCUACAAGUUACUCCUAUCACUUAUGAACUAUCAACUAGCACUGCAAAAUAACAAGAAAUAAUAUGAUAGUAAUGUAUAGUAUGGUACAAAUUAGUGCAUUAAUUUGUCUUGGUGUUAUCCAUAAUGUAAAUGUACAUAUAUUGUGAAUAAGUUUAAAUUAUCAAUAUUCUACGAGUAAAUACUAUUUUGGACCAUAUGUUCUGUAAAAGUUAUUAAUUGGAUCCUUUAUUUUGUGAAAUGAUAAAA
This is a messenger RNA of Cannabis sativa, 1788 nucleotides long. RefSeq names its product cytochrome P450 71D9. Bases 76 to 1593 code for a protein of 505 amino acids. Gene Ontology annotation, molecular function: heme binding; oxidoreductase activity, acting on paired donors, with incorporation or reduction of molecular oxygen; monooxygenase activity. The transcript has 2 exons. The record is from RefSeq and is a predicted model, not a curated record. Lineage: Eukaryota; Viridiplantae; Streptophyta; Magnoliopsida; Rosales; Cannabaceae.